Molecule: messenger RNA, 1725 nt
Organism: Pogona vitticeps (central bearded dragon)
Lineage: Eukaryota; Metazoa; Chordata; Lepidosauria; Squamata; Agamidae
Source: RefSeq, a predicted model, not a curated record
CCUUUACCUUGGGUGAAAAAUGCAUUUCAAAUCCAAGCAUCUUUUAUUCAACAGACUCUAGGCUAGUUUCUAGCCUCAUAGUUAUAUAACCUCAUAUUGCAUUGAGGAAAUUACUUUUUAUUCCUUUAAAGCUUCACAAGAAAACCAGUAAUUUCUAAGGAUGCUGUCAUUUGACCUGCUAACCAAGAUGCUUUUCCUUCUUUCCACAGCAUACUUAUAUGUAUUAUAAGUACUAAAGAAUACACAUCGUCUAGCACAUUAUGUAGCGCAAAGGGAUAUUUAUACUCAUCUGACUUGUUCCUUUUGCAGUCUGCUUAUCGUAAGAAAGUCGAAACAGGAACCACAUUACCUUUGUUAGUCUUUCGAGAGGUCCAAGAGCUUUACUUUUGAUGUAACAAGCCAGCACUACCACUUCCUGAAAAUUGUAUUAGUUAGUUGUGUGUGUGCGUUUAGCACAGGACGAGACUCGUCUAAUUUCCAAGGGAGGGAUUAGUUAGUUGUGUGUGUGUGUGUUUAGUGCAAGACGAGACUCGUCUAAUGUCCAAGGGAGGGACCGAAUUCGGCUCCUUUCCGUCUACACGCAGUCCCCCGAACACGCGGAUAGUUGUUCCGUAGUAUUUGGCACGGGUCGAGAAGAACUACAACUCCUGGCAGCGGGGAGGGGGAGGGAGAAAUGUGUGGUCGCGUCUAAGGGUGUGGUAGGACCUCCUCUCCUUCCCGCACCUUUCAUUCCGAUUUGGGAACCUUUCCCUCAGAAGGAGGGGCGGAAGGUGGACACCUCCCCUGCCGUUUUGGCGCGCUCAGCGCAGAGGAUUGUGGGUGCGGCCGGGGGGACUGCUGUUUGUGUGGGUGGGCUGGGCUGAGGGGGAACCCGCUAAGAUGUCCGGGGAAGAGGAGGGCCCUACUGGAGAAGAUGGGGCCGGGCAGUGCCCAGUCCGGGCCGCCAUCGACCACCUCUGUCAGGAACUCAACUUGGACGUUAGCAGCGCUGCCGAAGCUCUCCGAGAUUUCACCGCCUUGAGAGGCACCUACAGCCUGGAGGGUGAUACUGUACAUUGGUUGGCUUGUGCUCUGUAUGUUGCAUGCCGUAAGAGUAUAAUCCCCACUGUAGGAAGUGGCUUAAUGGAAGGAAACUGUGUCUCACUGACCACAAUACUACGCUCAGCAAAACUGAGUUUAAUUCAGUUUUUUAGCAAAAUGAAGAAGUGGAUGGACAUGUCAAAUAUAUCUUGUGAAUUUCGAGAGAGAGUGGAGAGGCUGGAGAGAAAUUUUGAAGUAUCAACAGUGAUUUUCAAGAAGUUUACACCAAUAUUUUUGGAUAUAUUUAAAAAUCCUUAUGAAGAGCAGCCUAAGAUACAAAGGAGUAGAAAACAGAGACGGGUACCCUGUAGUGUUAAAGACCUAUUCAAUUUCUGCUGGACACUAUUUGUUUACACAAAAGGUAAUUUCAGUAUGAUUGGAGAUGAUUUAGUGAAUUCGUACCAUUUGCUUCUGUGCUGCUUGGAUCUGAUAUUUGCAAAUGCUCUUCUGUGUCCAUAUAAAAAGGACUUAUUGAACCAGUCUUUCAAAGGUUUGCCAGAAGACUUCCAAAUCUCUGACUUCAGGACAUCAGAAGGGCCUCCAUGUAUUAUUGCCACACUCUGUGAAUUGCAUGAUGGCCUUUUGGUGGAAGCCAAGGGCAUAAAGGAGCAUUAUUUUAAACCAUAUAUUUACUAACUCUAUGAU